Molecule: messenger RNA, 324 nt
Organism: Penicillium salamii
Lineage: Eukaryota; Fungi; Ascomycota; Eurotiomycetes; Eurotiales; Aspergillaceae
Source: the annotation of a GenBank genome assembly
AUGGGUGACCACGCUACUAUCUCCAACGAGGACUCCUUCGCCAAGGGCAAGGGUAAGGCCGACCCCACCAACGAAGUGAGCAUGGACGAGGACAGCUCUUCUGAGUCUGAGUCCGAGCUGCCCGAAAACGAGGAUGACGAUGAGGGCCAGGCCCACGGUGAUCCCAUUGACCAGAGCAACAUCAUCCAGGGUGGUCGCCGCACCCGUGGCAAGGUCAUCGACUACUCCAAGGUUGCUGCCGACGACAUGGAAGAUGACGAUGAGGACGAUGAGGAGUAUGAGAGCCGUGAAGACAAGAACGAUGAUGACCAGAUGCGCGACUAA